Sinocyclocheilus grahami is the source of this 3069-nucleotide messenger RNA. It is a transcript of the gene myoz2b, whose product is annotated as myozenin 2b. Gene Ontology annotation, molecular function: telethonin binding; actin binding; FATZ binding. Gene Ontology annotation, cellular component: Z disc; actin cytoskeleton. The transcript is spliced from 5 exons. NCBI's taxonomy places the organism in Eukaryota, Metazoa, Chordata, Actinopteri, Cypriniformes, Cyprinidae. The record is from RefSeq and is a predicted model, not a curated record. Bases 169 to 774 code for a protein of 201 amino acids.
ACUAACAUCCGCACACACCCCCACCCCAGUGCAAGUCAAGAACAGAGUGCGAGACAAAGACAAAUCAGGCCGGAUCGAUCUACCUAAAGUAACCUCUUCCUUUGUACAGGCAGAAUUCAAGACACACGCAGAUCUAACAGCACUUCUGGGAUUCUCUUUUAAACCAACAUGUCACAGUUCAGCACUCUCUCAGUGCGUGAGAGGAAGACGCAGGCAGCUGCCCUUUGCCAUGAGGUCCAUGGUGGUGCCAAUGGUUUUACUAUGGACCUGGGAAAGAAACUUUCCACUCCAAAAGACAUCAUGCUGGAGGAACUGUCUCUCUUGUCAAACCGAGGGUCACGUCUUUUUAAGAUGCGACAGCGGAGAUCAGAGAAAUAUACGUUUGAAAGCAUUCAGAAUGAAGCCAAUGCCAUGUUUAAUAAUGAAAAUCAAGCCAAUGCAGAAAACUCUCAACAACUUGCAUCAAAAACGCCCCCAAACACACCAGAUCCCAGAAAUCCAGCAAACCCUCAGGACAUUGCACCAGUAAUUAAAUCUCUGUUUCUUAGGGUGGCUACACCAUUUGGGGGUUUCGAAAAAGCCCCACGAGGGAUCACCUUUAAGCUUCCAGAGGUGGACUUGAAUGCUCCUCGGUACCCCGAGCUCCAGGAUCCUACAGCCAAACGACCUACUUUCAACAGGACUGCCCAGGGGUGGAUCUCCGAUGGCAUGCCUCUCAUUUUACCCACUGUCUCUCUGGAGCCUUUUGAGAUCCCUGAGUCUGACGAUCUGUAACACAGAUUCAAGCCCUUCUUGUUACCCAAUCCCAAUGAGCCUGAUUGAGGUAUAGGGUGUGUGUAGAUGUCUAGUUUGUGUGAUAGUAUUCUUUGUAUUCUUUGAAGUGAAUUUUGAACUGCUGUUCUUGGGACAGCAAUUUCCACAUAUCAUUUGCCUCAAAACUGAAGAUUAUUUAACAAAACAUGUGAGGCAGCAUUUACAAUCAUCAUCAGAAUUAAACAUUUCUUUUGGGUUGAAAUCCACAUAGCACAUUAUACUACAUGUGUUAUAAUGUCUUUAGUUAUAUCACCUAUCAUUACAAUUCUAGGUAACCACAAAUUCUGAAAAAUACAGUGUGGACUACCAUCAAAACACAGAAAUUUAUGUUUAUUUAUUGAUGAAGGCUCGAUGCAUUUUUGCCUUUUGUACAAUUUGCAAAACAAUACGCAUAUAAAAGUAUAAGAAUAUACAUUAUACAAUAAGAACAUUUAUUGAUACAUCCAGGACGUUACAGUGAUUUUCACUAACAUUAUGCAUGAUUAUACUGUGAAACAUUACCAGUUUUCUAAGACUGCGUUCACAUUUAUAUAAUAUAUUUAGUACAGCAUCAAAUACAUUUUAGUCUACUUUUUUUGUGGUGAAAUAUUUUGCACUCUAGAUUCUAUUAAAUCUCACAAAGCUUUGUAGUAUAACAGUAAAAUCAAUAAUUUUAAAUCUGAAAUCACAAAUUGAUCAGGGAUAGAUCAAUGGCCAUGUAAAAAAAAAAAAAAACAGCCAUGUAAAUAUAUUGUGCUGAAUGCCUGAAAUCUGGUUUGUACUGUAAAAAAAUACUAUUAAUAUAUAUUUCUGAAAAUUUUCUUUGUGAAAUGUAUUUCUGUGUUUUGGCUGAUGUUUAUCAUUAUAUUCACAGUCUUGGAACUUUUGCCUGUAGCUUCAAAAUAUAGUCUACACAAAUUGUCCACAUAAAAUGCAUAUUUAUUUCAAAUUUCUGUCAUUGGUGAUUUAUUAAAUUUAUAUAAUUUUGAUAUAUGGCCAAUAAUGCUAAUAAUGUUCUGAAUGGUGUUUUCACCACAUAUAUCUGCAUAGUAUAUCAUCAUCAUCCAGAACAGUCUCUGGAAGAAUCUGUCUCAGUUACCCUGAGGCAUAGCACACAGACAUAUCCUCUGACACGGUCUAUAUUUACAGGAGUCAUAAGUAGCCUUGAAUUUGACACUCUCUGUGCUACAGUUACAGUAAACACAAAGACUUCCAGACAGUCAGCAAAUGCUUCCUUCCAGCUCUGCAAUAAAAUGUGCAUGGAACAACAUUAGCUAUUUUACAGUAGAAUACUUAAAGGCCAUUAAAUAAUAAAUAGCAUUAACUACCUACAUACUGUAUAUACCCACCCUAAACAACAAACAAAAUUAAUAUUUAUUUAUUUUAAAGGUGAUGUUAUUACACUUUACCAGUGCUUACAAUAGUAACAACAGUAAAUUAUGCACACUUAUAUGUAACUAACCAUAAACCAAACUCUAACCCCAUCCUUAGCCUUAUAGUAAAUACAUACAGCAGUUAAUUAAUAUUACUCAGUGCUUAUUUUCCUAAUUACACUAUAACAAUGUCAGCUUAACAUAAAGGGUAUCCCUAAUUUACUAUCCCAAGUGUUUAAAACCGAAUUUAUGCAUUAUUUAUGCUCCAUCUAUAAACUUCAGUUCUGGUAUUUGCUAUUAGUGCACAAACACUGAUUACAGUGACCGAUACACUAUUUUAAAGCUGAUGAAAUGUUCUUGUGGUCUGUUCGGGCAGUUCGUGCCUGCAGCCUGGUUCCACCUUAUUAUUCACACAACAAUGAGCAGCAAAUGCUAAUCAUAGUCAGAAAUAUACAUCAUAUAGGUUCAUAUAAUGUAAGGCAGUAUAUUAAGCAUACUGUGCUGUCCUUCAGAAAAAAAAAGCAUAUGUUCAUAAAGUAUACUGAAAUUAUUUUCAAGGAUUGUGAUUUUAGUGCCUUUCACUCAGAUCUGUAAAUGUUUACAUGGCCAUCAUGAUGCAAAACAAAAUAUAUCCCUGGACCACAAAACCAGUCUUAACUCGCACAUAUUUAGCAAUGGCCAGCAAUACAUUGUAUUACAACAAAAUUAUUGAUUUUUCUUUUAUGCCAAAAAUCAUUACAUUAAGUAAAGAUUGUGUUCUAUGAAGAUAUUUUGUAAAUUUCCUACCAUAAAUAUAUCAAAACUUAAUUUUAGAUUAAGUAAUAUGCAAUGCUAAGAACUUAACUUGGACAACUUUAAAGGCGAUUUUCUCAAUAUUUAGAUUUUUUUUGCACCCUCAGAUACC